This is a messenger RNA of Rhinocladiella mackenziei CBS 650.93, 1740 nucleotides long. RefSeq lists its product as uncharacterized. The record is from RefSeq and is a predicted model, not a curated record. NCBI's taxonomy places the organism in Eukaryota, Fungi, Ascomycota, Eurotiomycetes, Chaetothyriales, Herpotrichiellaceae. The transcript has a single exon. Gene Ontology annotation, molecular function: ubiquitin protein ligase activity; zinc ion binding; ubiquitin conjugating enzyme binding. Gene Ontology annotation, biological process: positive regulation of proteasomal ubiquitin-dependent protein catabolic process; protein polyubiquitination; ubiquitin-dependent protein catabolic process. Gene Ontology annotation, cellular component: cytoplasm; ubiquitin ligase complex. Bases 1 to 1740 code for a protein of 579 amino acids.
AUGGCCGGUCAAGGCUCGGCUUCACUCGUAGUCCGCAACAUCCCCUUCGAUUCCGUCACUUCGGUUGGAGACUAUGGGCGGGCGUUUUCCGGCGCAGAAGGAUUCAUCGGGCCUAGAGUCGGUCGAACAUUUGCCAGCCAUGAAGGUCAACUUUAUCAGGACUACGUUUUUGAUUUCACCACCGCUGCGGAUGCCUCUAGGGCCCUUCACCUCCAUCCUACCGUUACCAUCCAAAACCGAUCCUACGCCGUCCAGGCCAAUAACGGCGAGUUUGGCGACCUUCAAUUCUCCCAUUCAGAACCUCGAAUUACUCGUCCUCCUCCGGUCAUUUCUCCACCUCAGAAGCGGGCAAAGCCAGACGUGCCACCUAAGAAGCUUCAAUGCCAAAUUUGCUUCAUUGAGCUGGACGCCAACUAUUCCACGCCCUGUCGGCGAUGCAAAUCGCCACGGUGUCUUGACUGCUUGAAGAAAGAAUUCGAGAUUGCCCUCAGAAAUAUUGACCGCAUGCCCGUCAUGUGUUGCUUUACGAUCAUGCACUACCAAGUUGCACGGGGUGUGCUACGCGAGGCCGAGAUCGAAGAAUAUAAAAUGAAAUUCGACGAGUUUAACACCAUCGAUCCUCUUUACUGUCCGGUACCAACCUGCUCCACCUUUAUUCCUCCUCGGACAUUCAAAUCUGGCGACGUACAGGUUCCUUGCCGUGUUUGCAAUACGGUCAUCUGCACAAAGUGCAAACAGCCUGCCGUCGGUGAACACAUCUGUGCCAAGGACGAGCCUCGACAGUUCAUUCUCGAAACUUUUCACUAUAAGACUUGUCCUAAGUGUGGAACUGGAGUGAUGAAAAUGUUUGGAUGUCCUCACGUCAGAUGUCAAUGUGGCGCUCAUUGGUGUUGGGAUUGUCAACGGCCCAUAAAUGCGUGCUACCAGAAGCCAUGUCGUACCGCAAGGGAUGACGGUCAAACUUCGGGGAGAGAAGAAGUGGAUUCUGAUUCUGACGAAGAGCUGGACGACUCGGCCCAGAGGCUAUCUGCGGCCACAGAAACAGCUGAAGCGGUGGUAGUCGAGGAAAGACCGGCAGUGGAGAACAACACCGCGCCAGCUGAUAUUGUUACUCUGCCAGCACCAAUAUCCAAUACUGAAGUCGCUGAGCAGCCUGUCCAGCCCGAGGCCCAAAGCAUAAUUCCUUCCACCGAAGCAGACGAUCCUCGGCCACCCAUCGAAGGCAACGAAACAACUCAAUCAACUACCUCAGAGGCUCCGGCAACAGAGACCACGGAACCGGAACCUGGUCCCACCCAACCCGAGAAUUUGGAUGAUCCUGAUGAUUUCGAUUGGGAAGGUCAGUCGCUGGAUUUUGGAGAUGAGCCAGUUGACGAAGCGUGGGACUCGUGGGGCUGCAGACAUGUCUUUCGUGAUUUUGAAAGGCAAUAUAUCCCAGAGCGUUGGCUUAUCGGGGUCAAUGUCGUAAAGGAUCAAGAUCUCGAAGUGGAGUGUAUGGCUUGCUUUAAGAAGGUCAUGGUAUGGGAGACUAAGACUGAAGAGGAAAGUAAGGAGAAAGGAAACGUUGCUGGUCCUUCUACAGCUCCGGUAAUGGUUUCUGGCACAUCACGGAAGGAGAACGCCACCAAGGCGACGUGCUCGUUCGAAUGCCGCCUCUGUGGAAUCGUUUAUUGUGGAACAUGCAAGAAGGCUGCAACCAAGAGGAUUCGGAGAGAACGGUUGGCUCCUGAUGUUGAGUGA